Medicago truncatula (barrel medic) is the source of this 1934-nucleotide messenger RNA. Its product is annotated as polygalacturonase QRT3. Lineage: Eukaryota; Viridiplantae; Streptophyta; Magnoliopsida; Fabales; Fabaceae. The record is from RefSeq and is a predicted model, not a curated record. The transcript is spliced from 3 exons. The coding region runs from base 217 to 1659 and encodes 480 amino acids. Gene Ontology annotation, molecular function: polygalacturonase activity.
GUGAGGUAAGUGAGGCCCCACACCCACUGUGAAAUUCAAUUCAAUGUCCUUAAAAGCCUAACACAUGCACUUUUUCUAUAGCUUCACCUUCACUUCAAGUCCUUCAACCCACAUAAAAAAGAUACAGUUGUAAACGUAGUAACCAUCAUACACUCAAUUUCUUCUGUUUAUGAGAGCCAUUAUAAAUCUGUUUCAAUAUUUUUUGUGUGUUAAAGUAUGAGAUUCUCAGUGGUGUAUUUUGUUUUAUUAUUGGUGUUGUUAGUAAAAGCAGCUACAUGUUUCACAUUUUUCACCAGAGAACAAAAGCUAUCAGAAUUCAAGCACAAACUUGAGCAACAACAAGCUAGUCCUUUGGCAUCACCACCUAUUUCUUCACAAACAAAGAUGAGUAACAGGGUAUUGUACCCGAGUGAAUAUGGCGCUGACCCAACAGGAUCAGAAGAGAGUAGUGAUGCCAUUUUGAAAGUAGUGGAGGAUGCAUUUAAGUUGCAAAAGGGUCUUCAAUUGGUAGCAGGGGUGAAUGAUUUGGGAGGUGUUAUUAUUGAUUUGCAAGGUGGAGACUACAAAAUCAGUAAGCCGAUUACUUUACUCCCAGGUGGCAAUAUUGUGGUAAAAGGAGGAACCUUGAGAGCAUCUGAUACUUUUCCUGGUGACCGACAUCUAGUUGAGAUGUGGUCAUCAAAUUCCAAGAAACUUCAGACAAAAGAAUAUAUGCAAGGUGGUAACUUCAGUGGAAUUUAUGCACAAAACAAUGGAAUAUACUAUGAAGACGUAACUUUCAGGGACAUCCUCUUUGAUUCAAGGUACAGAGGAGGAGGACUUUUCAUUGUUGAUUCCGCUAGAACCCGGAUCAACAACUGCUUCUUCUUGCAUUUCACCACAGAAGGAAUUCUAGUGCAGCAAGGGCAUGAGACAUUCAUAUCAAGUUGUUUUCUUGGACAACACUCAACAGUUGGCGGUGACCAUGGCGAGAAGGACUAUUCCGGGGUCGGUAUUGAUCUUGCUAGUAAUGACAAUGCAAUCACUGAUGUCGCGAUUUUCUCGGCAGCCACUGGUAUUGUGCUAAGAGGUCAGGCUAACAUUCUAUCAGGGGUGCAUUGUUAUAACAAAGCAGCAGGAUUUGGAGGUAUAGGUAUCUUAGUGAAAUUGGCAGGAAAUUCUUUAACUAGAAUUGACAACUGUUAUAUGGAUUAUACUGGUAUAGUAACGGAAGACCCUGUUCAAGUUCAUGUCACUAAUUGUCUAUUUCUUGGGGAUGCUAAUAUUUUAAUAAAGGCUGCUGAAGGUCAAAUUUUGGGUUUGAACAUAGUGGAUAAUAUGUUCAAUGGUGAUCCUAAUAAGAAGGUUCCAAUUGUAAGUCUAGAAGGGCAAUUUAGUAAUGUUGAUCAAGUGGUGAUUGAUAGAAACAAUGUGAAUGGUAUGGGCUUGAGAUCAACGGUUGGUAAGUUAACUGUGAGUGGUAAUGGCACAAAGUGGGAGGCUGAUUUUUCAUCAGUUUUGGUAUUUCCUAAUCGGAUUAGUCAUGUUCAAUAUUCAUUUUAUGCUCAAGGGGAGCCAAAAUUUGUAGCACAUUCUGUGACCAAUGUAUCAGAUAAUGUUGUAGUUGUGGAGAGUGAGAAGGAAGCUAAAGGUUUGGUCCACUUCAGUGUUGAACAAUAAGAAAGAAGCAGGGGGGUAUCUGUGUUCAUUAAUGUAUUUAAAAGUUCUUUUAAAAUAAUAUUGUUUCACUAAUAUAGCUUAUUGCUGCAGAAAUUGAAUUUCUGCGAAAAUUGAAUUUCUGAUAAGUUGCAACUAUUUGAGCAACUUUAUUAGCUCUAUGUAGGAAGUUGGAACACCGGACCUGUAAUCACAAAAAAAGCUGUUGUGUUUCUCAUACAAAACACAACAGCCAACGAGACUAUAUAAAUUGAAAUCCUACUUGAUGACUUGAGUUA